Molecule: messenger RNA, 768 nt
Organism: Didymodactylos carnosus
Lineage: Eukaryota; Metazoa; Rotifera; Eurotatoria; Philodinida; Philodinidae
Source: the annotation of a GenBank genome assembly
AUGUGUACCUCAAACGAAACACUGUCAUAUUUAUCAACCACACCAUGCAUGUUUGAUCCACAUUCUUUUAUUAAUCACCUCCAUUACAACUCUUAUCAAGAAGAACCUCCAAAUUAUCAGCGAUAUCAUCAUCUUGGCGAUGUUCGAACAUGUGAAAGUCCCAGUCAUCCAAAGACUGAUAAUAAACUAAAACGUGAAUGUGUUAAGGAUGAGGAUGAUGAAGACAGCGGUGAAGGGAAUGAUAUUAGAGAACAGGUGAAUGAUACGAAAAAGCGUCAACGUCGGUUGCGAACGCAUUUCUCAGCAACACAGCUACAGCAAUUGGAAACAACAUUUUCUUAUAAUCUCUAUCCAGAUCUUACGCUUAGAGAAGAUCUUGCACAAUUGAUCAAUUUAACAGAAGCAAAAGUUAAGGUUUGGUUUAAAAAUCGACGGGCAAAAUGGAGAAAACGGCAAAAAAAAGCAAAUUAUUCAUUGAAUAUUCAGCCAUUAGUAUAUCAAGAAUGGAAAGCAAAAUCUCCUCCACUUUCAACAUCCUAUGAUUCAUGGACAUCAACGACAACCUUCACAUCUUCACCAAUGAGUUCGUCUAUCUAUUAUCCAACAUCAUCUAAUUAUUCAUCAAAUGAUCUGCAUCCAUUGACACAAGCUUUACAACAUAAAGCUACAAUGAACGAAUCAUGUUUUCAGCUAUACGAUUCAAAUUAUCUUCCGUACACAAAUAAUACGUUCAUAAACAGUUGUACUGCCACUAAUCUGAAUACGUGA